Molecule: messenger RNA, 1021 nt
Organism: Dicentrarchus labrax (European seabass)
Lineage: Eukaryota; Metazoa; Chordata; Actinopteri; Moronidae
Gene: psmb7
Product: proteasome 20S subunit beta 7
Exons: 9
Coding region: 56-916 (286 amino acids)
Cellular component (GO): proteasome core complex
Molecular function (GO): threonine-type endopeptidase activity
Source: RefSeq, a predicted model, not a curated record
AGCCGCUUCCAUUACUUCCUUUACUUCCCGGAAACACAAACCUUCAUUCAACAAGAUGGCGACAUUGACAGUGAGCCGGCCGCUGUUCGGGGGUUUCAGUUUCGAAAACUGCAAGAGAAAUGCACUUUUGGAAGGUGAAGCUAACAAAGUGGGAUGCAGUCUGCCUGCCGCCCGGAAAACAGGAACUACCAUCUGUGGUGUUGUCUUCAAGGAUGGCAUCGUCCUCGGAGCUGACACCAGAGCCACCGAGGGCAUGAUAGUGGCAGACAAGAACUGCUCCAAGAUCCACUACAUCUCCCCCAACAUUUACUGCUGUGGAGCAGGAACAGCUGCAGACACAGAGAUGACCACUCAGAUCAUCUCGUCCAACCUGGAGCUGCACGCCCUCUCCACGGGCAGGCUGCCACGCGUGGCCACCGCCAACCGCAUGCUCAAACAGAUGCUCUUCAGGUAUCAGGGCUACAUCGGGGCUGCUCUGGUCCUGGGUGGAGUGGACUGUAACGGUCCUCACCUUUACAGCAUCUACCCUCACGGCUCCACCGACAAGCUGCCCUACGUCACCAUGGGCUCUGGGUCCCUGGCUGCCAUGGCUGUGUUUGAGGACCGCUACAAGCCCGACAUGGAGGAGGAGGAUGCCAAGCGGCUGGUGCGAGACGCCAUCGCCGCGGGCAUCUUUAAUGACCUGGGCUCCGGCAGCAACAUCGACCUGUGUGUCAUCACCAAGGGCAAGGUGGACUACAUCCGGCCCCAUGAUGAGGCCAACAAGAAGGGUGUCAGAGUAAAUGAGGGUGAAGCCUUGCAGCUAACCGGCGACUACAAGUACAAAAGAGGAACCACCGGCGUGUUGACGAAGGCGGUGACCCCGCUGGCCCUGGAGGUUGUGGAGGAAACUGUACAGACCAUGGAUACCUCCUAAAACACUUGUACCGUGUGUUUCUCGAUGUAACUCACUACCCCUCAGAAUUCCUAACACAAAUGGCAUGUUUUUUUCCAUGAUUUACAAUAAAAGUGUUUGAGUUGA